AUGGAGGUAAACCCACACUUUGCAGCCCAGCGUGUUGGAGGCAGGUUUAAGUACCUCUGGCUGGGGGUCAUACUGCAUGGCCUCUUUGUGGAGAUGGUCAGCUACUGGAUGCCGGAUGUUGACAGCUUCUGGCACGCUCAGGGAAUAUUUAUGUUCCUUGGAAAGCGACUACCUCUCUACAGUGUGUGUCUCUAUCCAGUAUUCCUUUACACAGCCAGUGUGGUUGUUGCCCAGUCAGGAAUGAAGUGGUGGGCUCAACCCCACAGGAUUAAGAAUCUCUUCUGGACUUGGCACGACACUGACCCAAACAUCUACGAUCGUCACUACUGGGUUCCCUGGACCAGUUACUUCUUCCAUGCAACGUUUGCAUGUGGCUUCACGGCCGUGUUCCAUGCCAGCAACAAACUUCUGACUCGCAAUAAAGAGUCCUAUCAACAUGCAGGCCUCUGUCGUGAGACGCUGUGUAUGCUGCUGGCGGCCAUGUUCGGGUUCCCCCUGGGCGUGCUGCAGUUUGUGUUCCUCUACCACCCCCCAAGACACGUACCACAUCCACACAGAGGUCUGGGUCAUGGGUUCUGCUGGUCGUGUACGGGCUCAUAG
This is a messenger RNA of Dreissena polymorpha, 600 nucleotides long. RefSeq lists its product as uncharacterized. NCBI's taxonomy places the organism in Eukaryota, Metazoa, Mollusca, Bivalvia, Myida, Dreissenidae. The transcript is spliced from 4 exons. The record is from RefSeq and is a predicted model, not a curated record. Bases 1 to 600 code for a protein of 199 amino acids.